AUGCUUCGCCGUCAAGCCCGCGAGCGUCGAGACUAUCUCUAUCGGAGAGCUCUGCUUCUCCGCGAUGCCUCCAUCGCCGAAAAAAGAGCUCAACUCAAGGCUUCUUUGGCCACCGGAAAGACUCUUGACCCCUCAAUAGCGAAUGACAAAGCGCUCCGUGAAGACUUCAAAUAUGAUGAAUCAUUACCGACGGCCGACAAGCAGAACAAAGAUACCGACUAUGCUGACCUCGAUGAUGAAUAUGCUCUCACCUCUGGUAUCAUUGACCCUCGUCCGAUUGUCACCACCUCCCGGUCACCCUCCGUCCGCCUAGGCACAUUUGCGAAGGAAAUCCGAUUGCUCCUACCCACCUCAAUCCGCCUGAAUCGUGGUAAUCUUGUCCUUCCCGAUCUCGUGGCGAGCGCAAAUGCCGCCGCGCUGACAGACAUGGUUCUCUUACACGAACACCGUGGAACGCCCACCGCGAUGACCGUCUCUCAUCUUCCUCAUGGCCCGACAGCCAGUUUCUCGUUGCACAACGUCGUUCUCCGUGCGGAUAUUCCCAAUGCGGCCCGUGGGACUGUCUCGGAGAGCUACCCUCACCUGAUCUUUGAGGGUUUUAAAACGAAGCUCGGUCUUCGUGUGGUUCAGAUUCUGAAGCAUCUGUUCCCACCUCGUGAGGCUGGUAAGGUCGGCAAUCGUGUUGUGAGCUUCGUGAAUAAGGAGGAUAAUAUUGAGGUUCGGCACCAUGUCUUCGUUAAGACUGGGUACCGGGAUGUCGAGUUGGCUGAGGUUGGCCCGCGGAUGACAAUGAGGCUUUUCGAAAUCCGUGGCGGCUCGCUGGAGAAGGGCUCGAGUGGUGAUGUUGAAUGGGCUCUCACGCAGUACACAAGAACGAGCAAGAAGAAGGACUAUCUGUGA
Molecule: messenger RNA, 900 nt
Organism: Aspergillus thermomutatus
Lineage: Eukaryota; Fungi; Ascomycota; Eurotiomycetes; Eurotiales; Aspergillaceae
Product: snoRNA-binding rRNA-processing protein IMP4
Exons: 2
Coding region: 1-900 (299 amino acids)
Biological process (GO): rRNA processing
Cellular component (GO): Mpp10 complex; nucleolus; small-subunit processome
Molecular function (GO): rRNA primary transcript binding; snoRNA binding
Source: RefSeq, a predicted model, not a curated record